Phycomyces blakesleeanus NRRL 1555(-) is the source of this 576-nucleotide messenger RNA. RefSeq lists its product as hypothetical. The record is from RefSeq and is a predicted model, not a curated record. Gene Ontology annotation, molecular function: nucleic acid binding. Bases 1 to 576 code for a protein of 191 amino acids. Lineage: Eukaryota; Fungi; Mucoromycota; Mucoromycetes; Mucorales; Phycomycetaceae. The transcript has 3 exons.
AUGAUUUCAUCAGAUGGCAAGAACAAAAUUCAUAUUCUACGAAAUGUAAAUUCGUAUUCGCUGUCAAAUAGGAUGUCCUGUUGCCAAGAAUAUUUAGCCUUGGCAUCAUUGGAUAUAACCUUGUUUGAUUUUGUAAAAAAGCACUGCAUCUUGUCUCUCAAAAAAGCUCGUUUUCAACCUGUAGAUUGGAACAGCAAGGAAAAGAUUCAAGAACGCCUGGAUUGGAUUCAUAAAUGGGAAAAAACAGACAUGGAUUUUACGACCAACUGCGUCGUCCUUGAUGAAUCUGCAUUUCAUAUUAAUUUGAAACGUAGUAUGGCAUGGUCAAAGAAAGGCUCCCCUGCAGUGGUCACAGUUCCCAAAACACGAGCAAAAACAACAGCCAUUUUAGGUCCAAUUUCUGCCCAAGGUCUGAUUAAAUGUAGCCUCAGGCUUCCUCAGCCUCCAUCCAAUAAAAAGAGAAAGCAAGGAGAAGACGUUGGGCGUGUGAGCAAAGGGACAGUUAUGGGACACUAUGUUAUUAAUUAUAUCUUUCUUUGUAAUACAUGUGUAUAUAAUUUGACAAUGCUGAUUUGA